Messenger RNA from Nylanderia fulva, 8041 nucleotides. RefSeq lists its product as uncharacterized. The record is from RefSeq and is a predicted model, not a curated record. NCBI's taxonomy places the organism in Eukaryota, Metazoa, Arthropoda, Insecta, Hymenoptera, Formicidae.
UGCAGAAACGUACAAUAACAGUCGGUGCUGUAAUUGGCGACGAUCGCCGCGCUGGCGAUCCGGGAAAGUUUAGGAAAGCUUGACAAAAAAGCGGCGUUACGAGAUAAAAGUUGACGUGUAGUUAUUAUAAGUGUAGUUGAUCGCGACGAGAGUUAUUGCGAAUAAUAUAAUAAGGCAAGAGGCAAAUAUGAAGCUUUUAGUUCAGCCUCGACCAGUGUAACGGUUUGAUUCCGCGACUGGAGUCUCUUCUGUAUUUUUUCAAGUACGAUUUUGAGUGACGAAUUUUUGGAGGAAAUUCGCCGAGUACUUUCUUUCAAAAUCAGCACUUCUCACGUACAUAUCGACGAUGAAUUUAUCGAAUCUCCUGGUCACCAAUAUUCCUUCUCUUCGAUAAGAAUUAAGAUGCCGCCCUGCGAUAGAAGAUGAACGAUGAAAUAGCUUCGAAACCCAGCGACAUUUGCCUCGCCGACGAGGAUGCACCUAUCGGCGCCUCUCGUCCGACCGCUUCAUGGAUCACGUCGAGGAGGUUGACGAACGUCGCGGCGGGAGACGACGCGUGCUCGCGGAACGUGCGGAGUUUCACGACCUUUUGGGCUUCCGGUCCGUCGGCGUCUGACGACGGCAAAAUGCUCAAUCAUCGGCGGGAGUCGCUUCAGCAACGUCACGCGCGACAAUCGUCCGCCUCGAGGAGGGACCAGAAUUACGAGGGAAUCGAGAACGCGGUGCUCAGGUAUCAGAAGCCGAGGCCGCGACCCAAGCGACAGAUCAGCCGGGACCAGAACGAGAACUCGAGCAGCGACGAGAGCGUCGCGAGAAACAAGUCGAAGAGCACCAGCUCGAUCGACGCGCAAUCGGUGAACAAUAUUCUGGACGAGUACGAGGAUCUGGAUUAUUGCAGAUCCUCGGACCUUAGCGACGUCGGAAAUAUCAACGUGACCAACUUCGAGGCGAUCAUAAUGGAUCAGCAGAAGCGACAGCAGCAACAGGAAAGAUCGAAGCUGUCGAGAGUUCACGUUAAAUCGAUCCUCCCGACGAGGGAGAGGAUUCAGCCAGUGUUGAAGGUGAACCAGCAGACUCAGGUGAGGCAGCGUUCGCGGGACAGACAGAAGGAUUCCAGUAAAGUACAUCAACAGGACAAUUUCGCGUCGUCGACGACGACGGACGCGAUCGAGAGCGGUUGUUCGAAGAUGCCCGAGAUCCUGCUGCGGAAAGGAGAGGUCCAGAAGCGAGUGGACGAGUGGCUGAAUCAGGCGCACAGUCAGAAUUUCCCGGUGUCACCUCGCGAGAAACCCCUGACGAGAUCCAACAGCAGCGCCGAGAAGAGCCAACGACGAUAUCGCGUCCAAGACUCGCGAUCGCGCUCGAUCGACGAGGCGAAGAAUAGAUUGAACGGUGGAACUUCGUCAAGUUACGACGAUCUGACUCGGAUGGAUCGUAAACUGGAGCGUGGCAGACCGGACAGAGUAAACGUUGGCGUGAACACCAAUAGAGGCGCGUACAAAGAAUAUCUCGCUGUAAGGAACAAAGUUAAGCAGCAGGAUUACGGUUUCGGUGCUCAGUCGAGUGUCCCUUUGAGAUCUGGCGAUUCCAGCCCGGCUUCUAGAAUCCCUCAGAGAGAGCCCUUCGGUUCGAGCUUCAGAUCUAGACGCGCCGAACUAAAUUCCGAAGAGAAAAGCUCGGCUGAUGGCAGGUUUGCGAAUUUAGCGAAGACGAAAAGCGAAUCUAAUCACGGUAGAGCGAUCGUUAAUAGCUCCAAGAUAGCCGAAGUGUCUACCAUCACGUCGACGACAGCGACGUCAAUCAUUUCCUGCAGAAAGCCAUCGCUGAAGCGUUCUGGGAAUAGCGCGGAUCAGAAUUCCGCGGUGGCACGUUUGCUCGUUAAGGAGGAGACUGAUCCGCGUUCGCCGCGCGGAACUGGCUUCUCGAAGGGCAGCCUUGAUAACCAAGGUGAGCCGAUCUCACCAAAUAAGGACGGAGAAAGUAGACGGCCAACUGCAACGGCGAGCGGACCGACGCCGCGAUUCGUUGCAACAGUUGCCGCCGCCGAUAAAGCAGUCGAGGCGACCUGUAAAUCGACCGAAGCGUCAACGAGUUGCGCUACCGAUCAUACCCGAGACAACUCAUCGUCGAGAAUCGGCCCGAUGGAAUCGGGGGUCGCGAUCGAACCGCGACGUCGACUUCAGAUUUCCAGCGAUCUCCGCAAGGAGGCCAGAUCGAUCGAUCAGUCGCGACCGGAGCAGCCGAUGUACGAUUUGACAGUUGGCGCCCACGUGCGCGCCCUUCAAGGCCGAGCGGAGUCACGUGGCGACCCAAGAAUCAGGUGUCGCCAGAUCGGAGGAACGUCGCAGAUGGAGAUUAAUAAAAAACCACCUGUCCUCUCGCGCAAGGAUCUCGGGAUGUCUCCUUCGCGAGAUGUAGAAACGCAGGAUCGAGCGAAGGCGCCGAUCGGCGCGUCUUCGUCGAGCUUCAAGCCUAACAGUCGUGCCUAUAUCGCGACGAGCGAUUCGCAGAAACAAUCGAACGAACAAAAUGUUACGAGACCCACGAUCUGCGAAGCUGUUUCGUCCGGCAAAAUUACGCGUUACACCUCGCCCGAUCACGUGGAGAGGAUUUACGAACGUAGUCUGCAGCCACAAGUGAUUCACGCGGACGAUUUGGAAUCGAUCCUUAGACCGUCGCUACCGGUGUCGCCUUACGGGGAAAGAAUCGGCGCUUCCAGAUUGGAUCGAGACUCGCCCGUGAAGGAAACGUCGACGAUUCUCGAGGACGAGUCGCGACACGAACAUCUCGAGACUAUCGUGGAGGACGAUCGGAAGAGCGAGGAUUCGGCCUGCAAAUAUCCGGAAAUUGGGUUGAAGCAGUGCCUGAAGGUGCAGCAAAGUUUGCCGAACGGUAGGUCGAGAGAUUCGACGGAUAAAAGGAAGGAUAAUUCGUCGAUUUAUGCCAAGGAGCAGCAACAUCCGGUUGUCUUUAACGAGUCCGCGAGGACUUUCGCGACUUUUCAAACAUCCUGUCAGGGUAAUGUCAAGUCAAAUGUCAAGUCAAAUGUCAAGUCAAACGUCCAGUCUCGAUCCGUGGAAAUGAAACAAUCCAAGGAAGACAUUAGACAAAAUUCGGACGAGGCAACGAUGGCUCUUCAAGAUCUAGUAACUGGCUAUCAAAACGCAUCGCGAGAAGAUCAGAACCGAUCGACGAUUCAUUCGCGAGAAAAUAGUAAUCUGUCAACUGCUACAAUUCCUAUCGACGAACUAGAGAAUCAAAGAAGCUCGAGGUCGAAGAAUGAAGGGGAUUCUUCUCAGAAUAGACUUCAGUUUGGUGAAAAUACGCAAGACCGCGUUGAAGAGACAGCGAAGAAUGCUGAAGAGCGUGGUGCAGUGAUCAAUGAAGUUCUUGUUAAAAAUCUACGUUUUGAGCAAGAUUUGCCUGAAAUUUCAACCGAAACAAAAGUGUAUCAUAGUGUUCAACAGGUGAAUUUUCAUAAUAUUCUGUGCGACGAUUACGAGAACGAGAAACUGAGGAACAGAAAACUAUAUAUGACGAAGGAGGAAAUGGAUCACCAGAGAUUGAUAGAAAUGCUGAAGAAGGGAGACUUCGAGGCGUUAAAGACGGAACUGGAGAGGAGUUAUACGCUCUCGACCCCAGGGGGUAGCAGCCCCGUUUGUUGUCCGCCUUGCAGCCCGCCGCCUGCGCCGGCCGCGUACAUAUCGAGCGCGCGCGCAUCCUCGCGUAGACUCGCCGGAAGUGGCCUCGGCGGGCCCGCAUCCCCGGAAAGGGAUCCCCUGGGAAGACUGUUAAGAUUCCUGAAGACCUUCUACAGGGAACUGGGCACUCGCGAUCCACCUCAUCUGCCGCCAUGGGCAUCUCCUCUUCCUCUUGGUACCCUUUGUCCGGCGCACUUUCAGCCUCACUUGCAGUUGGUACAUAAAAGCGAGCAGGAGCACCGUUUAGAGAACAUCAAACCCGACCAGAUUUUCGCUCCCGUUAGGCUAAGUGACGGCACCGUGUCCGAGGCGCCGCGACGCGUCGCCGUCGAGGGAGGUCCUGGGAGUGGGCGAACGACUCUCUGUCUACGACUGCUGCAUCAAUGGGCGACCCAGAGCGAUGGUCCGGCUCUGGCCUUCAUCGUGCCGCUUCGCGAACUCCGAGGGAGUCCCGUCUUGAAUUAUCUCGCGCGAGAAUUGUUCCCGAGAACGGCCGCGUUGGGCGACGCGGUCGCCCAGGUCUGGCGCACGUUGCACCUGAUGGAGGACCGCGUGCUCUUCGUUCUGGACGGUUACGACGAAUGCGUGGGCGGCCGGGCGUCCCUCGGCGACGCCGCCGACCUCCUGGAGGGCCGACUGUUCCCGGACGCGAGGAUCCUGGUCACGUGCUCGCCCAGCAACUCGACCGCUCUCGCGCCUUUGGUCCAGCGCAGGAUCCAUCUCGCCGGCCUCGAGUGGCCGCACGUCGAGCGGCUUUGCGUGGCCUAUUUUAUUCACAACGACAAUGCCGAAAAGGCCUGCGAAUUUCUUGAGGCGCUCAACGUGCAGCCGCAAUCCGUCAGGCAGCUCGGCCAGCAUCCGCUCGGCUGGAUCAUGCUCUGCUGCUUGUAUCAGGAUUCCGGAAGUCUACCGACCGAGACAAGCGCUCUCGUACAAGCAGCGGUGAAGUGCAUUGUGAAGAGAAGCCUAGACCCGCCGAUUCCGUACAACGAAGAGAUCCCGGGACACUGCAGGAAGCGUCUCGAGGACUUCGGCAAGGUCUCCCUGGCCGCACUGCGGGAGAGCAGGUGCUGUUAUACGGAAGCCGAGUUGAGGGCGCGAGGCGGCGGCAUCGAGGUCACGCGGCUCGGCUUCCUGACGAGGGGAUUAACUUUCGGCCAGAGACGCAAGCCGGAUCUCUACACGCCAAUUCACACGGCGGUGGCGGAAUUCCUGGCCGCGUACUAUCUCACCUCGGUAGCGCAGUACGCCAAUAUUCUGCGCCGUGAACUGGAGGGUCUGCCCUCAGGGAUCAUCGGUCAUCUGGCCGGUCUGCUCGGUCCUAAGACCCACUUAAUUCUGAACCAAUUAUGCCCGUUGGAGGUGCCACCUAGAGCUGUGUUCUCGUUGCUGAAGGCGGCCGGCGCGUCCGAUGGCAACAUCUCGGCGGUCUGUCGAUUACUCGGAGCAGGCUCCGGUUUUGGACCCGCGCCCAACGAACGACCACCGGCCCCGUUGGUUCACACGUCCCCGUUGGAACUAGAGGGAUGGGCCAGGAUUCUCGAGAGUCCCGCUUGCACGCUCGAAGCGCUCGAGGUGGUGUUCCAAGUGGAGCGAGGCUCCGAUCCUCGAUAUCUCGACGACUUCUUCGACGCGCUCGCCGGCAACGAGAGCGUCAAACUUGUUAGGAUCACGUCUCUGCUGGGACAGGAAUUCCCGGCGGACGAGGCGCAACGACUGGCCGGACAUCUGAAGAGCGUGCUCGGAAAGAAGAAACUCAACGACUUCGAGCUUGUCAUCACCUGUCUCGAGGAGGCGGCCCAUGACAGACUGGAGUGCGUAGUGAACGCACUUUGUCGCGGCCUGAGUCACGCCUCCGGCAGCCUGUCACGGUUGGUGCUCGACAUGAAUCUGUCCGGCGAGCAAGUGUCCCGGGUCUGCGAGGCACUUCGCGGCUGCAUUCAAGUGCAGGCGCUGCACUUGCCCCAUUUAGGCUGCGGAUGCGAGGGCCUGGCCUCGGUGGCCGAGUUGCUGAAGGAACGACCGCUGCUGGCACUCAAUCUGGCCGGCAGCUGGGGCGCCAAGAACGAGGAUCCGUCCAGCUCUGGCAUCAGUAUGGGUUCGGGUUCCGGUUCCGGAAGCAGCGGCUGUGCGUCCAGCACCCUCGGCACCCUGCCGUUGAAUCGUUGCUACUCGUCCUUGCCCAGAGGCGCCCUAGCGGCCUACGGAAGUCUGACGAGACCGGCCACGCUGCCGCGUCUUCCGCUGGGCCUCGGCCUAGGGCCGGCACCCGCAAAUGGCAACGGGCCUCUGCCGCAAAACGACCGGGAUCGAGACAGCAACGGCAGCAGCAAACGCAACAGCGACAGCGUGCUCUGUCACCGGCUACCCCUGUUACAUCCCUUGCCCACUUGUGACGUCAGCAGCCACCAGGGCACCGGCUUUCACGAGAUAUUCAACGCGAUCCGGGAACCGAAUUGCAAGUUGAGGUCUCUGAACGUGUCCAAGUGUCUUCUGGGCGGCUUGGACGCCGGCUGUUUAGGGGAGACCAUCAGAAGGGCCCGUAAUUUGGACGCACUGAGGGCCGCUGGGGCGUCGAGGCCAGCUGACGUGAUGCCCCUAGUGCUAGCUUUGACAGAAGCGCCGUGUCUUCAGUUGCUAGACUUGUCCAGUCCUCGAUUGGCCCUGGACGAUCAUCCCUCGAGACUAUUGUGCCACGCUCUGGCCAGGAACACGACUCUGAAGCUGCUCAGUUUGGAAGGAUGGACCUUUCGGAUAGAGGAAUCCGACAGCCUAGCGGUGUUCUCCGAGUUGCUGAGAUACACGAGCGUGCGUGAACUGAGUCUGUGCAACGCACGUUUGCAUUUAGCGGUGCACGAGGGUCCUCUCUCAAGAUUAGGACGUCGCGACGAUGCCGGCGCCGAGCUUCUCCGAGCUGCACCACCUCCAGCUUGUCCUGCGAUCGUUUUCCUGAGACUAGCCGGAUUCCAGGUGACAGUGAAUGAUCGUUUGGCGCUUCGCGGUCCGUUGCUGCUUCCUUUCCUGGCGGGUUUCACGUCUCUGAGCGAGCUCGACCUGUCGCUGGACAAGUCAACGAUCGGCGGCAGCAGCGGCUCGCUGCUUUUCAUCGACGACAAGAUCCUGCAACAGUUCUUCUGCUGCCUAGCGGCGCACUUUCGCGGUCUGCAGUCGCUCCGGAUCAACUUCUGGCGGAUCACCUUGGAGGACAGCGACCGGACGAUGCGGCAGAUCGCCAAGUACUUCAAGCUGUGCGGCCUGAGCUUCCUCAGGGCGAACGGCCUGAUCGUCACCGACAGCGCCAAGCGGGUGCAAAUGGAGCACGUAUUCGUCCAGACGAUCCUCACGCAUCUGCAAUGCCUCACCUGGCUGUGCCUGGACGGCGUGGAGCUCACCGAGAUGCAGGCCACCAGUAUUGGCAAGUGCGUGCGCGAUCGUUAUCCGGGAACCGCCCUGGAAAUUAGCGCCAAAGACGUGCACGUGAGAUCGGUCAAGGCUCUGGUGACCGCGGCCGAGGAGGGUGGCAGAACGGAAGUGGUUUACACCGGCGGUCCUAAUUGCCGCCUGAAGAUCACGAAGAUGCAGAAGGGCGGUCGGGGCAAGAAGAAAUGAAGAGAUCGCGAAGGUUUCGGGAAGAAGUUACCCUGGAAUAAUUGGUUCCGAGGCAAGAAGGAACGAAGAAGAAGAAUCGUUCGUAUGAAAUGAUUUGAUCUCUUCUUGCGGAUGAGACUGUGGGACUAAAAGAAUUCAGAGAGAAAAGGCGAGAUGAAGGAUUAAAGUCGAUAGAAGGAAGUACUCCGAAGGAAGAUGUAGAGAAUCAAACAAAGAAUUAAAAAGGCGGUAGAUAAACACAGAGAUAUAAUACAGAUUUUCUAGAAAGGAGAUGAAUAUAUCAGAGAAUAUAUCGCGAGUAUCAACGUCGAUUUCAGUCGUGUGACGCACGGUGAAGAAGAGAUGAAAAUGUAGGAGAAUAUACAAGAGGAAAUGCGGGUUAACUUUAUGGAUUUUUGUCUUACUGUGAUUUCGUUUCCUGCGCGUGCGUUUCGGCGCGUUUAUCUACAAUAUAGACUCUAUAGAUUAUAGCGAUUAUUAGCUCUCGAGGACGAUUCAUUGCGACAAUGGGACGUAUUUUCGCUCAUCUAACAUUUUUAAAAAACUAAUGGUAUCAAAAUAGUAAAAUCAAAUAAAUUUAUGCUAUAUAGAAAAUGAUUUUUAUUAACAAAGUGAAUAUCAUUGACCAUUGAUGAUGGAUUAUAUGAAUUAAAAAUCAUGCCAAUUGGCAACAGCAGACUUUUUUUAAAAGUAAAAAUAUAAAACAGAAACUUAUCUUUCAUUUUGAAUAA